GCAAACAACACAAAAUCUUUCCAGUUAAAAUCUCUUUUCUCUACCAUUAUCUCUCUUCUUUAAAACUCUCAUUUUCUAUUCAGUUUCCCAUAACGACCUGGUUUUUCAUUUUCCUUUCCUUUCUCAAACUCUGUUUCUCUUCAUUCUCUAAGUCUUUGAAUUUUUAUAUCUUUGAUUUUCUUUUCUUGUUUUGGCCUUAAAAGGGUUGAGAUUCUUGCAUUGUUUCUGCUUCUUUUUGUUCAUUGUAAUUUGGGUUUCUUCCUUUUGGUGGAAAAAUUAUCUCCUUUUAUUUAAAGAAUAAUCAAGUGAGGAAAAAGAGGAAGGGUAGUUAUCUGUAUGGUUUAGACCUCAAGAAUUGGGAAAACAAUGAUAACAGUAAUGGAUUGUAGGAAAGAAGUGGUUAAGACAUCAGAAAAAUGCUUAGAUCCUCAACUAUGGCAUGCUUGUGCUGGUAAUAUGGUGCAAAUGCCAGCGGUGAACUCCAAGGUGUUCUAUUUCCCUCAAGGUCAUGCUGAACAUGCCAAUAGGAAUGUAGAUUUUGGGAGUCUUUUAAUUCCUUCACUCAUCCUAUGUAGAAUUUCGGCCAUUAAGUUUAUGGCAGAUCCUGAAACUGAUGAGGUUUAUGCUAAAAUUAUGCUGGUUCCUUUGAGAGAGAAUGAUUUUGGGUAUGAAGAUGGUUUUGAUGGAAAUAUUGGGAUGGAGAAUCUUGAAAAACCACCUUCUUUUGCCAAGACAUUGACUCAAUCCGAUGCUAAUAAUGGUGGGGGUUUCUCAGUUCCGCGGUAUUGUGCAGAGACUAUAUUUCCUAGGUUGGAUUAUAGUGCUGAACCCCCUGUUCAGACCAUUCAUGCAAAGGAUGUACAUGGUAAUGUUUGGAAAUUUAGGCAUAUAUAUAGGGGAACACCUCGCCGGCAUCUUUUGACGACGGGGUGGAGUAAUUUUGUGAAUCAUAAGAAGCUUGUGGCUGGUGAUUCGAUUGUCUUUCUUCGAGCAGAGAAUGGAGAUCUUUGUGUGGGAAUCCGUAGGGUGAAGAGAGGUAUUGGAAGUGGACAUGAGUAUCCUUCUAGUUGGAAUUUGGGGGAUGGAAGCUCCGGUUAUUCUCCACUCUUGAGGGAGGGGGAGAGUAAAUCGAUGAGGAAUGAUUCGAAUGGGGAUCUGAGGGGAAGAAUAAGGCCCGAGAAUGUGAUUGAAGCUGUGACUCGUGCUGCCAAUGGGCAACCCUUUGAGGUUGUUUACUAUCCACGAGCAAGCACUCCUGAGUUCUGUGUGAAGGCCUCAUCAGUUAGAACUGCAACGCAAAUCCACUGGUAUCCUGGGAUGAGGUUCAAAAUGGCUUUUGAAACCGAGGACUCCUCACGGAUUAGCUGGUUUAUGGGAACAAUAUCUAUCGCUCAGGUUGUUGAUCCCAUCCGUUGGCCUAAUUCUCCAUGGCGCCUUCUUCAGGUGGCAUGGGAUGAGCCAGAUUUACUACACGAUGUGAAGCGUGUUAGCCCAUGGUUGGUUGAAUUGGUGACAAACAUACCAGCCAUCCAUCUUAAUCCUUUCUCGCCCCCGAGGAAAAGGAUGCGGCUUCCGCAACACCCUGAUUUUUCUUUACUUGGCCAAAUUCCAAUGCCAUCUUUUUCUGACAGCACUUUCAGGUCCAGCAGCCCCGCAUGUUGCAUUACAAACAACAUUCCUGGAGGCAUACAGGGAGCCAGGCAUGCACCGUUUGGAUUAUCUUCAUCAGAUCUCCGUUCCAGCAAGCUGCAGUCGGGCCUCUUUCCACAUGGUUUUAAUCAGCUUGAUCAUACUAUCCCACCUAUGGGACACUCCAGUGACUAUGGGAACAAUAGGAAUAUUUCUUCCUCGCCCGCAAUGGGAAAUCUUACCCAAAGUUUAAAAGAAAGCAAUGAAAUAAAGACGCCCCAUAUCUUAUUGUUUGGUCAACUCAUUUUCUGUGAGCAGCAGGUUUCUCAGAGCUGCUCAGAUACAAUUGGAAACAGUUCAUCCAACGGGAAUACAGAGAAGACUAUGAUUUCUUCCGAUGCCUCUGGAUCUGCAUUACAUCAAAAUGCUCGUGAAAAUUCUUCAGAUGAAGGGUCUCCUUGGUACAAAGAGCUCCCAAAAACCAACAUGGGGUUGGAGACUGGUCACUGCCAAGUCUUCACGGAAUCAGAGAAUGUGGGAAGAACCCUAGAUCUUUCAGUUCUCAGAUCAUAUGAAGAGCUGCACGGCAAUCUAGCCAACAUGUUUGGCGUAAAAAGUUCAGAUAUGCUGAGCAAUGUGUUCUACCACGAUGCUGCUGCUUCUGUUAAGCACACAGGAGAUGAGCCCUUCAGUGAGUUUUUGAAGACAGCAAGGAGGCUGACCGUUCUUACAGAUUCAGGCAGUGACAACAUGGGAAGAUAGAGAUUGCAUAUUUUCGCUAAUUGUACAGUUUCAAACCCUUGGUUUUGAUUUUCAUUUCAUUUCAUUUCUUUUUGGGUAGUUGUGGGAAGGUUUCACUUCUCACCCAUUUUUGGGUUACUUGUAAACCACAUUUCUUUUUAUCUUAACUGUAAGCUUAUGACUGAAAUGGCCGCCAUUUUAGUCCUCACGGAGUUUAGGCCUACAACUUGCUCAAUAAUUGUUUCCUAGUUAUGCCUUUGUAUCAGACUAAGAAAUGAAGAGAACUUUUCUUUUAA
Gossypium raimondii (Peruvian cotton) is the source of this 2666-nucleotide messenger RNA. Its product is annotated as auxin response factor 18. Gene Ontology annotation, cellular component: nucleus. The record is from RefSeq and is a predicted model, not a curated record. The transcript has 4 exons. Bases 367 to 2391 code for a protein of 674 amino acids. Gene Ontology annotation, biological process: regulation of DNA-templated transcription; response to hormone. NCBI's taxonomy places the organism in Eukaryota, Viridiplantae, Streptophyta, Magnoliopsida, Malvales, Malvaceae. Gene Ontology annotation, molecular function: DNA binding; protein binding.